This is a messenger RNA of Closterium sp. NIES-65, 1578 nucleotides long. The record is from the annotation of a GenBank genome assembly. Lineage: Eukaryota; Viridiplantae; Streptophyta; Zygnematophyceae; Desmidiales; Closteriaceae.
AUGGCAGCCUCGUGCGCCACGGAGUGUGCAAGACCCUCAACUCAACUAACCAUCGUUCUCUUGCUACCCCUUCCCCAUGCCCUUGCAGACCCGUGCACCGUCAAGGUGUGUGGCCUCCAUGCCUCAUGCGUGAAGGACGUGGGACAGCCGGCCAUGUGCGUCUGUGACGGGGGCUUCGCCAUGACGCCCGACCAGGGCUGCGUUGACACAUGCACGCUUAAGGCCUGUGUGGACGGCACGUGCAGCAAGCUGGAGAAUGGGACGGCCGUCUGUUCCUGCGACGCCGAGGCUGGCUUCAAGCUGCAGCUUGACAAGAGGACGUGCAAGGACGUGUGCGUGAUCGCGGAUUGUGAGACCAAAGACGCCAAUUCCGAGUGUGAGAGGAACCGGGACGAGGCCCACUGUAAAUGCAAGCUCAACUUCGAGCUGUUCCAGGGCGUGUGCACUGGUACGCUUCCUCGACUCCAUUUUGUGUCUGCCUCGCUUUGUGCAUCUGCGUGUCUCCUUUUCGUUGUUUUGUCCACGUUUCUCCGCUCUCUCAAACUGCCUUCUGCUGAUUCCCCUCCGCCCCUCCUUGCACAUCCCCUCCGCCCCUCCGCCCCUGCCCUUCCAGACACAUGCGUGGUGAAGGACUGUGUGGGUGGUGGUGGCACGUGCACCCAGGACGCUGAUGGAGUGGCAUUCUGCCAUUGUGAUGCCGUCGCUGGCCUCAAGCUGCAGGAUGACGGAAGGACGUGCAAGGACACGUGCGUGGUGAAGGACUGUGUGGGUGGUGGUGGCACGUGCACCCAUGAAGUCAACGGAACGGCAACCUGCCAUUGUGACGCCGAAGCUGGCCUCAAGCUGCAGGAUGACGGGAGGACGUGCAAGGACACGUGCGUGGUGAAGGACUGUGUGGGUGGUGGUGGCACGUGCACCCAUGAAGUCAACGGAACGGCAACCUGCCAUUGUGACGCCGAAGCUGGCCUCAAGCUGCAGGAUGACGGGAGGACGUGCAAGGACACGUGCGUGGUGAAGGAUUGUGUGGGUGGUGGUGGCACGUGCACCCAUGAAGUCAACGGAACGGCAACCUGCCAUUGUGACGGCGACGCUGGCCUCGUGCUGCUGGAUGACAAGAGGACGUGCAAAGACACAUGUGUUGUGAAGGGCUGUGGUGUGAACGGCAAGUGCCAGAAGGAAAUCACCACUGGAGUGGCGUCCUGUGUUUGCGACUUGGGUUUCACGCUGCAGGCUGAUGGCACCACGUGCAAAGAUAACUGCGAGAUCCUGAGCUGCAGUGGUCCCAAGGAGCACUGCGCCAAGAGCGCCACCACCGGCGAGGCAUACUGCAAGUGCGAUGACUACUUCCACAGGGCAGCUGGCGGCUUUUGCCAGGAUUGGUGCCCCUUCAAGAACUGCAACACCUCCGUCUCCACGUGCGUGAGGAGGGUGGACGGGAUUCCGUUCUGCAUUUGCAACCCGGGUGUCCCGCUGAAUACCAAGCUCUGCGUUGUCGUUCUUCCACCCCUUCACCUUGUCCCUUGCAUACCGUUCCCUUGUUUGUCUCUUCCCUCAUCAGACAAGGUACCUUCAGCAUAG